CUGCUGAACAUAUAGUUAUUGCAGUGUUAGCGCUCCAGCUUUAAUUACAGUAUUUAGUAAAAUAAUAUUAAACUUGACAUACUUAUCACAACAUUUUUUUCUCAUGAUGCUUUUGCAUUGACGCAGUUUUGCAGAAGGCUUCUUUUUUAAAUGUAUGAACAUGAGCUUCUUUGUGUCUUUACUGGCAGCUCGGUUUGUCAGAGUGCUACCUGUGGUCAGAAGUCAGAACUAUUUAGGUCAGUAAAGGCUAUCAAGUGUUUCUUGUUGUUGUUGGUUGAAUGCAGCAGGUGGUAUUUUGGUGUACCUAUUGUUGGGCACACAAGAGUGCACUUGAGUGUUAGUGUGUAUAAGGUGUAUGAGUGGGUGAAGAGCUGCGUCUGUUCAUAGCUCUUAUGAAACUCUGAGCUUCACUGGAAACUAAUGUUGUCAGAACGUUGUGGGAAAUAGAUUGCAUAUUUUAGUGCAGGUAAAAGAUUGGUAUGAAAAUAGAUUGUUUAGUGAUAUUUACUAUGGCUGCUCAGGGCAUGUUUUGAUAUAAGAAUAUGGAAACAUGCUACAGCUUCACCGUCAUCAUAGCAGUUUGUUUUGAAUACAUCCAUUUGAUCAGGACUGGUGCAUUUGAAUGGUGAAGGUUUAAAUGUUUAUCAAAUGUUUUGGGACGUUGGGGGAAACAGUUUUCAAAAGGUAAAGACCAGAAAACUUUCAAUGGUUUGUAAAUAUUUUUGACCUGAUGGUGGCGCUAGUCUGAGUUUGAGAGCCACUGUGAGAUUAUGAACAGAAAACAUUUUGUGCUUGGCCACUAAUUGCAUUUCCACAUAUAUAUAAACAGCAUUGUACGUCUACUUCAAGAUUGUUUCAUGUUGUUUUAGGUUAAAACUGAACAGGACCCAUUAUUAUUGCACCAACAUAUGCCGAUCAAGAGACGCUUUGUUGGGUUUGGCUCUUGUUCUUGCUGAUUGAACAUGUCCAAUCGUGAGAAAGUUACCAGAUGAUUUGUCUUAGCUGUGAAGGAAAUGGUGGCCUACCAGAACCCAAGGUUUCAAAAGAAAAAAAACAUCUAGAUGUUAACUGAGAAGAAAGCAUGCUGAUUUAAUGUGAAAGUAUGUAAACUGGUAAAUUAUUAAAAUAAAAAUACUUCUUGACAAAAUUAUUUUAGAAGAUUAUAUAUAAUAUAUAAAAUUAUAUAUUAAAUAUAAAAACUAUUAUCUACUUUGAAUGAACAGGAAUUAGGAGAGGGAUUCACAAUAAAGUUCAUCAGAACUAAGCGCUGCUUGGUCUAGUGGAGAUAAAACUGAUCACUAUAGAAACAGUCGAGAGAGAGAGAGAGAGAGAGAGAGAGAGAGAGAGAGGGGUGUGUGUGUGUGUGUGUGUGUGUGUGUGUGUGUGUGCGUGUGUGUGUGUGUAGAGUGUAGCGUAUACAGGCUACGCCUAGAUCCUUUUUCAGAACAGACUCUUAAAAAUGUGAACCUAAUGGAAUCUUCAUUUUGAUUAUUUAUUGCUUUUAAUUCUUCCUAUGGAUGUAUUUUUGUUAUUGAAAAUGUGAAGGAACUUGUGAACUACACCUGAGACCAGAGAAUGGAUACUGGAGAGUUUAAAUGUUUUUUCUCACGCAUGUCAUUCAUGAGUUUUUGAGAAGUUCAGAAAAAUGAUUCACAGCGCAUCUUUCUUUGGUCUGUUUUUCAUGCUGUUGAAUGGUACGUCAUAAACAUCUUUUGAAAUAAUAAUAAUAAAAGCCUGUCAUAUUUCUAUUUUAUUUGUUUAUUUGUGAAUGGUCACUUACUAACUGGUUAUUAGUUUGUUAAUUAGUUAAAGUCCCUUUCCAUGGUGAUAUUUAUUUAGUGCAAUUUUGUGCUAGUUGAUCUUCCUCAUAAAUAUAUUUGAUUUUGAAUGUUUUUUUAUUUAUCCUACUUAAAAAAAGCUUGUUUGUGUUUUUCUUCAGGUGUGUUUGGAGUUGAGGCAGAUGAAGUGAAGUCAGUGUCAGUGAUGGAGGGAGAUUCUGUCACUCUAAACACUGAUGUUACUGAAGUUCAGAGAGAUGAUCAGAUAGUGUGGAUGUUUGGACCUCAAGAUGCACGUAUAGCUGAAAUAUAUAACCAGAACAUCAAAUUAUUUAAUAUUGAGAGUUUCAGAGACAGACUCCAGAUGGAGAAUCAAACUGGAUCUCUGACCAUCAGAAACAUCAGAUCUGAACACACUGGACUUUAUAAACUACAGAUCUUCAUCAGCAACAUCAGAAGAACUACAUAUCCGAGAUUCAAUGUUACUGUCUACGCUCCUCUCCCUGUUCCUGUCAUCACCAGAGACUCUUCAGACUGUUCAUCAUCAUCAUCAUCAUCAAAUUGUUCAUUGGUGUGUACAGUGAUGGAUUUGAGUCAUGUGACUCUCUCCUGGUACAAAGGAAACAGUUUAUUGUCCAGCAUCAGUGUGUCUGAUCUCAGCAUCAGUCUCUCUCUACCUCUGGAGGUGGAAUAUCAGGAUAAAAACACCUACAGCUGUGUGCUGAACAAUCCCAUCAGAAACCAGACUCAACAUCUGGACAUCACUCAACUCUGUCAGACUCACACAUGUGCAGGCCAACAUUCAAGUUUCAUGAUGGCAGUAGCUUUUAUAGCGCUGCUGGUGGUAAUAGCUGUAAUUGCAGGUUUGAUAUACAGAAGAAACUGUAAACAACCAGGAAACAAAGAUCUGAAAAUCACAGAGUCUGAAUACACACAGAUCAUCUACUGUCUUCAGAUGAGAGAUCUGCCACAGAAAUCAUUGCUGGAUGUGGGCAGAACAGAGACAGCUGUGAACUAUCAACACAUUCAGUGAAGACUAAUAUUGUGUAUCAAAAUAAUUUUCUAUCUGUUGCCUGAAAACUCAUCAGACCAGGCAACAUUUUUCCAAUCUUCUAUUGUCCAGUGUUGGUGAGUUUGUGUAAAUUGUAGCCUCAUUUUCCUGUCUUUAGCUGACAGGAGUGACACCGGUGCUUCUGCUGCUGUAGAUCAUCUGCUUCAAGGUUGGAUGUGUUGUGCGUUCAGAGAUGCUCUUCUGCAGACCUCACUUGUAACAAGUGUUUAUUUGAGUUGGUUGUGAUUCCUCUAGAGUGUGAUGUUGAAGUCGAUGGUGAAGCUGGAGGUUCAUUGCUGAAAUUUCACUUUGUUUAAACUCUCAGUUUGAAAUUGUCAGGCAGCAUGAGUAAAUCUAUCUGCAAUAUACUUAUAUACAUGCAAUAACAUAUCUGUUCACUUAUACAUUUAUAUAUUAUAAAGUAUAUUACUCAAUAUAAAAUUACAUGCAUUAUGAUAUAUUAGUAAAUAUACUGUCACAUAUUUUACAAUAUAUGAAAAGUGGCAAUUCCUGAUGUAUUAUUCAAUAUAUUGUAAUUCUACAGUUGAUUAGAUAUGCAAUGUUGAGAAAACACUUGUUAAAAGUGAAAUGAUUUCUGUAUAUGAAUGGUGAAGUUAACAGAUAACUUUCUUCAAGUGUUAAAUAGACUCUGAAUGUUUGGCGCCCAUUUUAAUCUCACCACUAACGGCCGUUGUCUGUGGUUAGUUGUUCAGUUUGUCAGACAGGACAUGUUUGUGCAGCUAAUGCUCAAAUUAUUCCUCUGUAAUUUACAUUUUAGCUCUGAGCUCAGCAGAAAUCUGUACUGAACUCUUCAUGUGUUAAUAUCAGUGUUACAAACAAAACAAAACUCUAGGAAGAAUCUUUUAAUUUUAACUUAAUGCUUCAGUCCAAAUAUGCAAGUAUGUCAUAUGUUUUAAAGGAAGAUGUUGAUCAUGGACUAAUAUACAGAAAUUAUUUGACUAACGAAUAACUCAAAAUAGUCUGAUUAUUUGCUUGUGUGUGUGUAAAACUCAUGACACUAGAGGGAGCCAACAUCUCAGCUUGUCAACAUUUGGAGCCACAUGUGCAAUGGCUCGUCCAGCCUGAAAUAUACGUUUUUUAAUGCUGAGCAUAAGAAACAAAAUUUAUGGGGUAGUUCAUGUCAGAUUUUGUUGCUGAAAUGUUAUGUAUGGCAAACAGUUUUUAAGAUUUCUGAAUUUCCCUAUUCAAAUACAUAGGACUUCUACUCUGUCUACUCAGACAGAGGCAUUGCAAAUAUGGCCGAUCAGUGAACUGACUUUCCCCACAAGGGACUUCAAAUGUGGAUUUCUAAAAAGGUUAAAAUGAUAUUUAACAAUUCAAAUUGAGGUCUUGUUUCUUAAAGUUCUUUGAUGCAAUGUUAUUUUAGGCCUACAUUAUUUUAGGAUAAAACUGGAUUAAAGAUCCAAAAUAACAAAUACACUAUUGUUUCCCAAACAACAACAUGUGGCCCAGAUCCAGCUAAUGUCUGGUACAUGUGGAUUACACACGGACCAGGGGUCUCAUUUAUAAAACCGUGCGUAGGAUCCCUACUAAAAUUGUA
Molecule: messenger RNA, 4390 nt
Organism: Megalobrama amblycephala (Wuchang bream)
Lineage: Eukaryota; Metazoa; Chordata; Actinopteri; Cypriniformes; Xenocyprididae
Product: SLAM family member 5-like
Exons: 5
Coding region: 1888-2811 (307 amino acids)
Source: RefSeq, a predicted model, not a curated record